Messenger RNA from Aspergillus novofumigatus IBT 16806, 1358 nucleotides. Its product is annotated as Spo7-like protein. The annotation marks the transcript as partial. Gene Ontology annotation, molecular function: protein phosphatase regulator activity; phosphoprotein phosphatase activity. The record is from RefSeq and is a predicted model, not a curated record. Gene Ontology annotation, cellular component: Nem1-Spo7 phosphatase complex. Lineage: Eukaryota; Fungi; Ascomycota; Eurotiomycetes; Eurotiales; Aspergillaceae. The transcript is spliced from 2 exons. Gene Ontology annotation, biological process: nuclear envelope organization.
CCUCAAAUCUACCUGAACCUUCUCAUUCUCGAAAGUUCGCUGCGAGCUCAGUAUCUGGCGCUGCGGGAACGCCGACGACAGAAUACCUUUUUCCUGCUCCUGCUGGCUACCUGGAUUGCCUACUUUGCUUACGCGCUCUUCCUUCGUCCGCGGGAAGAUGGCAGCGGGGUGGGCGGCUCCAUUUACUGGAUGGUCGAAAUGGGGGAAAAGGUCGCGCUUAUAGGAGGAAUCGUCACUGCGUUGUUAGUCUGGGGAACAGGACAGUGGGAACGGGGAGUGCGAUGGCCACGGCGCUGGCUCGCCGUCGCCAACCGCGGCCUACGCACCAUGAACACCAAGAUCGUCAUCAUCCGGGGCCCCUGGUGGCAGGAACUGCUAUCCUACCUUUCCUUUCUCUUCCCAUUCACCUCUCCUUUCUUCCCUGCUCCAACCGGGAGUUUCCACUACAUCGAGCGCCCGUCGUCGGACAAGCGUGGUGGUCGGCAGCACUACCAGCAGUAUUACAACAACGUCGACAGUGAAUCGGGCCUUGUGGAGGAAGAUCUCAGCCCCGGGGGUGAUUACAUCCGCCUGCUUCUUCUCCCCAAAUCCUUCUCGCCCGAAUUCCGCGAGAACUGGGAUGAUUAUCGAACCGAGUUUUGGGAAAAAGAGAACGAGCGACGCGCUCAACUGCGCGAGAAGUUGCGCCAGAAGGAGCGCCAACUCGCUCAACAAGAAGGUGGCUGGUUCUGGUGGCUCGGGCUCGGGUUAGGCUGGAAGGCCUCACAACGCCGACGACUCGUCGCCGCAACCCUCAAGCCCAGCGACGGAGACAAGCAUCGUCAUCACCAUAAUCAUCACUCCAGCAUCUCCAAACACGCCCACGAUCUCAAAUCUCCCACGCGACGUGGCGCGCGUUCUGAGUCCCAUUCCCGCACCCCAUCCCGUAGUACGACACCAGUGGACAUCGACGAUCGUCCGCCGUCUCGCUCUUCCCACAACCCGUCUUCCACUGCUUCGGAACAGAGCAUGCAGCUACGGAAAAAGAAAGGCACGAAAUCACUUUCUCGCGGGCUGUCGCCUUUGACCCAAGCGCAGAUCAGGGAGGGCAUCUAUAGUACGCCGUCGCUCUCGUCCGACGAUUCGUUCUUGGGCGAGAGUCGCGAGGGCACACAGUCGCGCGAAGCUAGUCCCUCGGUGUAGUUUGGAAGCAUCCCAUGUUCAUCAUAUACCCUAAUUAGAACCAUCGCAUGCAUUGUAUGGAUUUUGUGUCGAUGUAUCUAAAAUGGAAUUUCAAAUUCUCGUCAAUAUAUGGAUUUCUUCUCUACCGUGCCUGUAUAGCUCUAGAUUGACUGAACGUUCUUUCGACAUACAAGCAG